AUGUCUCAUCUUUCAAAAGAUAUCUUGAGAGUCGUGAAGCAGCUCUGGAAAGGCGCGAAAGGCAAGGGGGCUCUCAUGAAACAGGCCGACCUGGCCAAAGAGGAUAAGAUUGUGCCACGCGAGGAGAAUCAAGAACGCGGGCGAAACGACUUUCUGAUGGCUUGGAAGCGUACUGUAUUCGCUCCUUCGGUUGCCGAGUUUGAAGAUGCACCGGUGAGUGCCACUUAUCGAAAUUAUGGUGUCGACAUCCCAACCCCAAAGGGAGGCUUUCAGUCCAAAGCGCGAAGUUAUUUCCAGACCCCAGUCCCCAAUCUUCUCACUUUGGCUCAGGAGGCAUCGGAACAACGCGAGUAUAUGACCCAUGAAUACGCCGCGAGAGCAGCAAUGGAGGGGAAUCGUCACAAAACGAAGAUCUGGGCUGGUGAGUUUCUCCGAGACAUUCAGGACUUCGUCUCGGAAAAGGGAAUCGAUAUGGCCUAUGAGCAGUAUUGUCUGGCGAUUGACCGCACGUCAGGCGCACCCGUGGUCACUGCACGGGAGCGGCUCUCCCAUGAAGUCUUCGAUGCCUUUUGGUAUGGCCAUAGAUCAAUUCUGAUGUUGCACAAGAUCGAGCAAACAGUGGACUACAGACCCAGCCUACGCCCUCACCCACGUCGCGCAGCUCCUCGAGAUCACCUGGGAGACCUACCCCCGAACCAUCCAAUCGACCUCAACCCAGGCAGACUUGGAAUAGGCCCCAGCCUGCUGGUUCUCACUGGAUGGAGCCUAUUGACCUUACUUCCCCGCCACGUCAUGUUCAGCGGAGAGAGCCAUCGACUGGGCUACAGACAGCCAUAA
Clonostachys solani is the source of this 837-nucleotide messenger RNA. The record is from the annotation of a GenBank genome assembly. Lineage: Eukaryota; Fungi; Ascomycota; Sordariomycetes; Hypocreales; Bionectriaceae.